CGUUGCGAGUAGGUACUUGCGAGGCGAGUGUAGGUACUAGGUAGUGGAUGUGUGUCUAUUGUGCAAUGUGCAUCGUCUAUGGCGAGCGGGAAAGCCGCGUUUUCGAUUUUAUGCAUGUAUCAUAUAUCAUCAAGCAACGUCAAGAAGAUUUCAAGAAUGGAGCCGCCGCCGGUAGACGAGGCGGCAGAGAAAACGAUCUCGGACUAUCUGCGGUCUUGGGGAUUGGAAGCCUACAUUCCAAAAUUUUUGGAAGAAUCCAUUGAUGUGGAGACUCUCCAAAUGUUAUCAGAGGCUGACCUGAAAGACUUAGUGCCAAUUAUUGGACACCAGGCUAAGCUGACGACACAAAUCAAACUUUUGACCAAUAUAAUGUCAAAUGCUUUUGAGAACACUAGUCCAAUGAAGAACAAACUGAUUUAGCCGCUCUAACAUCGCUACCUUUUUUGAUGAGCACAUCAAAUGUUACUUCUACAAAGAAAGCAACUAAAAAGACACACUGGAGACCAUCAAAGCGAGAGGUAUUGGAAGGCUUCAUAACUCAAGUCGCAAGUCCAGCUGAGGUAGCAGUAGAGAUAACAAGAAAAAGAGACAAGCUUAUGGAAAUGGACCUUCAAAUGCAACCUUUUGUAAUUGCAGUUGUGUCACCGAAUAAAUCAAUUACAGCAAGGUACAUAGUGAUUAAUAACAUAACAUAUGAAAUGCCAACUAUUACAAAAGCUGUAGAAGUUUUUUUAAAGGCGAUUUUUGUAUUGAAUGCUGAAUAUCCUAAAGAGUCCCGUCAUGUCUGGCAGUUUGUACAAACUGUACUUUUUGAGUUAAAAACGAAAUAUGAUAAAAGCUUUACUGCAGUAAAUACACUUAUAUCGGAUCUCGGCAUUAAAACAUAAAGAACAAGCAUUGAUCACAUAAAUCGCAUAUAAGCAUACAAACUAAAAUGCCCAAGUGUUUCCUAUGUUUGAAAGACCUGACAAGUGUACCGAACCUAAUGACACAUUUUUCUUUGAAUCAUGAAAGACAAAAUUUCAGUGUUUAUCAUUGCAUUGAACUAGUGCAACUAUUUAUUUCCACUAUUUCCAUUGUAGUUAUUUUUUGGUAAAUGCUUCCUACUAGAAAAUAGAAAUAGAAAGUUUGUGAGGAUGUAUGUAUAGAUGUUUACAGCAUUUAGCAAAAAUUAACUACAAUGGAAUGAAAAAAGUAGUUUGCAUUAGUUUCAUUUUUUAACUUCAAUGAAACUAGUGGAAAUGAUCGAAUUUUAAAUACUAUUUUAGUGUAUGUAGCUAGGUUUGGCUAGUAUAGUGUGCUAGCUCUUUGUCUGAAUUAAUUAUAAGUUCCUACUAAAAUUAAUUGAUUUGAUACUUAAUAAAUAAAUAUAAUUGUAAAAACAAAGUUGUUUUUCUUAUUCUAUCUCAAGUUUGUAACCGAAAUGAAUACCAUAGCAGGUGAGAUUUGGGGAAGGAUAUAUCUUGCUAAAACUUCUUAUAGGUAGGUAAAUGAAAAUCUACAAGAAAAAAAAACACUUCAGGCUGAUGCUACAGGGUAGCCCGCGAAAUUCAAAUUUUCUUACGUUUUUUGCAAUUUGUAGGCCAGUGCUAGGUUGUAUGUAGAUUAAAAUAUU
Molecule: messenger RNA, 1615 nt
Organism: Spodoptera litura
Lineage: Eukaryota; Metazoa; Arthropoda; Insecta; Lepidoptera; Noctuidae
Molecular function (GO): protein binding
Source: RefSeq, a predicted model, not a curated record